GAUUCCUUGUGAGCCGCUGCAACACCAGGAUCUCCUGAGCCCCCAUUCUCCGCCACCAUGCCCCUGCUGGAUGGACCCAGGAGCAGCGAUCCUGUCAUUCCUGGCUCUAUCCACAAUGUCCACCCCCAGACGUCAUUGAUGAUGGAGCCUAGCUUGGAUACGGAGCCACGCAGAGAUGAGUUGAGUGCGCGUCAGAAGAUCGUAGUGGUAGGCUUGGGCAUGGUCGCCAUCUCGCUCAUCGAGAAGAUCAUCAAACAGGAUGCAGAUCGUCGACAAUACGACAUUCUUGUCAUCGGGGAGGAGCCUCAUGUCGCAUACAAUCGAGUCGGCCUUUCGUCCUUCUUCGAGCACCGCAAGAUCGAAGACUUGUAUCUGAACCCAACAGAAUGGUAUGGAUCGGUCAAAGAUAGAUCCUUCGACUAUCAUCUCAACACACGGGUAACCGAGAUCAUCCCUCAACGCAAGUUAGUCAAGACAUCAACAGGCGAUACCAUCACCUACGAUAUCCUUGUCCUUGCUACUGGCUCUGAUGCCGUCCUUCCCACUCACACUCCUGGUCAUGAUGCAAAAGGGAUCUUCGUCUACCGGACCAUUUCUGACCUCGAGAAUCUGAUCGAAUUCGCGUCAAAGCAUAAAGGCGAGACAGGAGUCACAGUUGGCGGAGGCCUGUUGGGCCUAGAAGCUGCCAAGGCCAUGACCGAUCUUGGAGAUUUCGGGAAUGUGAAACUCAUUGACCGUAACAAGUGGGUUCUAGCCAGACAGCUCGACGGAGAUGCAGGAACUCUUGUGACACGCAAAAUCCGAGAGCUGGGCUUGGAUGUGUUGCACCAGAAACGUGUAGCGACUAUCAAGACCGACGCUGACAACAACGUCACGGGAAUUGUCUUCGAGGAUGGCGAAGAGAUUGACUGCUCUUGCAUUUGCUUUGCUAUCGGAGUACGUCCCAGAGAUGAGCUGGGACAAACCGCCGGCAUUCAGUGUGCGGGACGAGGAGGUUUUGUCAUCAACGAAAGUCUGCAAACAUCCGUUGAGGAUAUUUAUGCUGUUGGCGAAUGCGCAAGCUGGGAGAACCAGACAUUUGGUAUCAUAGCGCCGGGUAUUGAAAUGGCCGAUGUCUUGGCAUACAAUUUGACGAACCCCGACAAGGAGCCAAAGAGUUUCAGAAGACCCGACUUGAGCACCAAGUUGAAGCUCUUAGGUGUGGAUGUUGCCAGCUUUGGCGACUUCUUUGCUGACAGGGAUGGGCCCAAAUUUCUGCCGGGCCAAAGGCCUUCACUUCAAGCCGACCGGAAAGACAGUGAGGUGGACAGUGAAUCGUCAGUGAAAGCACUCACUUACAAAGAUCCCUUCAGUGGUGUUUACAAAAAAUACUUGUUCACCAUGGAUGGCAAAUAUUUGCUUGGCGGAAUGAUGAUCGGAGAUACAAAGGACUACCUCAAAUUGAACCAAAUGGUCAAGAUGCAAAAGGAGCUAGAGGUGCCUCCUAGUCAGUUCAUUCUAGGUGCGCAGAAGGACGGAGAGGAGAAUGGAGACGACCUUGACGACAGUACCCAGAUCUGUGCUUGUCAUAAUGUUACCAAAGGGGAUUUGGUUGCCAAGAUCAAGAGUGGCACCUGCAAAACCAUUGGCGAGGUUAAGUCGUGCACUAAAGCAGGGACCGGUUGUGGCGGCUGCAUGCCCCUAGUGCAGUCGAUCUUCAACAAGGCCAUGCAGGACAUGGGCCAAGAAGUCUCAAACAACUUGUGUAUUCACAUCCCACAUUCACGAGUGGAUCUGUACAAUAUUAUCGCUGUGAAACAGCUGAAGACCUUCGAAGAUGUGAUGGGGGCGGUCGGAAAGAACCCCGAGUCGCUUGGAUGCGAAUUGUGCAAGCCUGCGAUCGCGUCCAUUCUCUCGAGUCUCUUCAACCCCCAUAUUAUGGAUAAAGGAUAUCACGACUUGCAAGAGACGAAUGACCGAUUUCUUGCAAAUAUCCAGCGCAACGGAACAUUCUCCGUGGUUCCUCGCGUUCCGGGAGGUGAAAUCACUGCAGACAAGUUGAUUGCCAUUGGACAAGUGGCAAAGAAAUACAGCCUAUACUGCAAGAUUACCGGCGGUCAGCGUAUCGACAUGUUCGGGGCAAAGAAGCAGGAUCUCCUCGACAUUUGGACAGAACUCGUGAAUGCGGGCAUGGAGAGUGGCCAUGCUUAUGCAAAGUCCCUGCGAACCGUUAAGAGUUGUGUGGGCACGACCUGGUGUCGUUUCGGUAUUGGCGACAGCGUUGGAAUGGCCAUCCGGCUAGAAGAGCGCUACAAGAGUCUCCGAUCUCCUCAUAAGCUCAAAGGUGCUGUUUCUGGAUGUGUAAGAGAAUGUGCCGAGGCACAGAACAAGGAUUUUGGCCUGAUUUCCACCGAGAAGGGUUUCAAUAUCUUUGUCGGGGGCAAUGGAGGUGCCAAGCCCCGGCACUCGGAGAUCCUCGCCAAAGAUGUGCCGCCCGAGAAAGUAAUUCCCCUAAUCGAUCGGUAUCUCAUUUUCUACAUUCGCACAGCGGAUAAGCUUCAGCGAACAGCCCGCUGGAUAGAGAACCUUCCUGGUGGAAUCGAGUAUCUGCGGGAGGUGGUAGUUGAUGAUAAGCUUGGGAUUGGCGCGGAGAUGGAGCAGCAAAUGCAGGAGCUCGUGGACGGCUAUUUCUGUGAAUGGACGGAAACGAUCCGGGAUCCCAAGCGACGCAAGCAUUUCCAACAAUUCGCCAACACAGACGAGACAGUCGAGACUGUGGAGGUCAUCAAGGAGCGUGGCCAAGAAAGACCCACCUAUUGGUCUAAUGAGCCUGCGAAGGCGGACUUCAAGGGCCACCAAUGGUCCGGUCUUUCGUGGCAGCCCAUGAUCAAAGCAGACUAUUUCUCGGAUGGCAUCACAUCCGCGAACCUCAAACGCGGGGACACGCAGCUGGCUGUCUUCAAAAUCAAGGGCAAAUUCUAUGCGACCCAGCAGAUGUGCCCUCAUAAGCGUGCCUUUGUCCUGUCCGAUGGCUUGAUCGGCGAUGAUGAUGCCGGCAAGUACUGGGUAUCAUGCCCAAAUCACAAGCGCAACUUCGAGCUUAACGGGGAGCAGGCGGGUCGCUGUUCCAAUGACGAGAACAUGAACAUUGCCACAUUCCCCGUGGAAGAGCGUGCUGAUGGCUGGGUCUACCUGAAGCUGCCCCCGGUGGACGAGCUGGACUCGCUCCUCGGAACAGAGAAAUGGAAAGUGAAGAAGGGAGAAGCACCGGACCCAUUCCAGAAACAUGACCGAAAGUACCGGGGAAUCCGUGGAAAGAAAACGGUUGAGAAGACACCAGCAACUAAGCGGGCGGUGCCAUCUGGAGUGAUUGAUUGGUAGUUGCAGAUUUUCGUUUGUGCAUUGAUGGAGUUGUCACGAAGCUAUGUUAGAUACCUGGGGUUGCCAGUGCCUAGGCUGGAAACUCAUGUGCCAAUUCUGUAAACUAAUGAAGUCAAUAUGAUGUUCACAGCACG
This is a messenger RNA of Aspergillus uvarum CBS 121591, 3494 nucleotides long. RefSeq names its product nitrite reductase niiA (gene niiA). NCBI's taxonomy places the organism in Eukaryota, Fungi, Ascomycota, Eurotiomycetes, Eurotiales, Aspergillaceae. The transcript has 9 exons. Gene Ontology annotation, molecular function: heme binding; nitrite reductase [NAD(P)H] activity; flavin adenine dinucleotide binding. The coding region runs from base 58 to 3360 and encodes 1100 amino acids. The record is from RefSeq and is a predicted model, not a curated record.